AUGUCCUCUGGCUACUCUCUACCGCCCGCUGAGCACGCAGCAUUCGCUGUGACCUCGCGCCUCCUAUCAUGCCUCGUCACCGAAGGCCUCCUUCGAGCAUUCUAUGUGCCCAUCGACUCUGAUGCAGCCUCCGGUGCACUUGUCGUGCUAUCCACGCACCUCAUGUCAGAGCACCCGGUCAUCGAUCGAGCUCUACGGCCAAGAGAUGUGUUCGCCAUUGUCCCUGUGCGGCAUGCCCCUAUGACGAAGGGGUCUACACACAAACAGGGGCAAGCAGUUGGCCUGGUCGACCCGUUGGACAUGCUCCCGCAAGUCUACGAGCUAUCAGAAGUAGCCCCCACCGACGACAAAAAUGACGCCUUGAAGAGCGCAAUAUUAUCCCGCUUGACGCCUCCUCCUUGGGAAUUUGGUCGCUACACGUCCCUUUCUGACGCACUCGAGCCUGUGCGCCUGUGGAAUAAGUUCGUCGAAGGACUUCUACUGGACCAAACGCUUCGUGAGACAAUCGAGAAGGAGCUCAGAAGCUCACUGAAUUGGCAACGCGAAGCCUUCGAACACCCUCCGCGAUGCCCUUCUUUGAGUUCCCCUGCCAUCGAGUGGGAACAAAGCCUUGUGGCAGGGCAUCCCACCCACCCUAUGCACCGUGCCCGAUCGAUGGCUUCCGUUCCAUCUAGCUACGAUUGGUACCAUCCACGCAUACGGUUUGCUUGCGUUCCGCGCUCGAAGCUCCACAUUUCCGGCGACUUUGAACAGAAAAUGCGAGGCCUGGUAGAGAGCACUGCCGCGAAAGUUGGAAAAUCACUACCUACCGAUGCCGACAUCGUCUUUGUGCCUGUGCACGAACAACAAAUUUCGAACAUUCUUCAGAAGUUUGACGACGUAUCAAUCCUUGACUCGGAAAUUAGCGUGGGGGCACUUGCGCAGUCAAGCAUCAGGACCGUCAUCGUCCCGGACAUGCCUGGUGUUGCCUUCAAGUUGGCAGUGGGGGUCAAGAUAUCCUCCUCGCUGCGAACCAUCUCCCACUUCACUGCUGACUUUGGACCGCGAUUCUCCGAGCAAAUUGUUCCAAAAUUAGUGAUCAACCCCGAUAUCCUGAAGGUUGAGCUUGAGCCAGCGAGCGCCGUCUACCGCGGAGAUCCAGACACCGUAAAACACCUGACCGCUGUCCUCAGAGAAGAAUAUCAUCCGCGCGAGGGAGAGUGCCUUAUCGUUUGUGCAGCGUUAUUAGAAAUGGGGCACGAAGGACUCCAGCCCGGUGUAUCAGCCAUCGAGCAUAUCCUGAACUUGGACACUCCAGACAAAAAGGCCGCAUUCCUCGACCGAUACAUACGUCUUGCUUGCGAAGCGCUCAUCCCGCCGCUGCUUUACAACGGCGUCUCCUUCGAAGCACAUGCACAAAACGUCCUUGCACGCUUCGACACCACUUCCGGAGAAUUGCUGGGUUUCGUAGUCCGAGACCUCGGCGGCCUUCGCAUCCACGCGCCUACUUUGCGUGAAUCCACUGGCACGGAUUUCCAGUUCCUCCCGGGUCACUGCAUCGAGACAGCAACCUUGGAAGAAACUUAUCCGAAGUUCUACCACACAUUGUUCCACAAUCAUCUACAGCGCCUCAUCCGAAUCCUCGGCAUGCACCACAAUGGACUCGGCUGGGAGAUGCUUCGGACGCACCUGCAGAACGUGAUACCCGUCGACCACCCGUUGCGCAAGGCCUGGCUGGCUCCAGAAAAUGCCUCGUCCCCGGAAAGUGUUUGUUGA
Pleurotus ostreatus (oyster mushroom) is the source of this 1755-nucleotide messenger RNA. RefSeq lists its product as uncharacterized. Gene Ontology annotation, biological process: siderophore biosynthetic process. Lineage: Eukaryota; Fungi; Basidiomycota; Agaricomycetes; Agaricales; Pleurotaceae. Bases 1 to 1755 code for a protein of 584 amino acids. The record is from RefSeq and is a predicted model, not a curated record. The transcript is spliced from 5 exons.